AUGGCUACUCCUAGAAGAAAGGAUGAUCACAGAGCAAGAGUAAGAAAUGGGUAUAGUAAAAAAUGGGGUUUUAGGGGCUAUUAUAUAGUAAAGAAGGCUAAGGAUUUUGCAGAGAGAUCUUGGGAAAAGCGAAAACGGGGCUGCUGCUGUGCUUGUCCUACGCAACGGCCAUUGCUGUCAUUUACUACUAAUAUUUCAAUUGGGCUUUUGCUUGCUCACAAGGAGCGUGCUACAUCAGUUAACUGCUUUAAAAUGGAAGACGAGGAAGAAUCUAAGGUUGUGUUGAAGCUAUUGGUGGAUGAAAAGAAGGAUCAAGUUGUUGCAGCUGAAGCCAAAGUAGAUUUUAUGGACAUAUUCGUUAGCCUUCUUACUUUACCAUUGGGAACAAUAAUACGACUCAUUAAAGCAGAGGCUGGAGUUGUUGGUUGUAUGAACAACUUGUACCAAAGUGUUGAAAACCUCGCUGUGGAAGAUCUGUUCAUAGAGCAUUGCAAAACCAUGCUGCUAAAUCCAAGAAAUCCCUAUCCAAAGUAUUGUAUGAGGUUGAAAGUGAACAUAGAUGAUUCAGGCUCCGAGAAGUAUUAUGGGUGUUCAGGUUGGACUACACGAAAGUAUUGCUCAAAGCGAAGCUAUUUCAUGAAUGUUGAGUGCCCAUGUAAUGGGAAAUUUGAUAAAGAGACUAUUUUAAGUGAGUCUUGUCGUGAUAAGUACGUAUUUCUCAUAGGAGGGAUAUCAUAUCUUAUCAGUGAUGACUUGCAAUUCAAGCGUGCUUCUCCAAGCACUCUUUUCCAGAUGCUUUCUAAUGUUGGCCUGAGUGAUAUGAAUCAGAUUAAGGAGAUGAAUGUAGAAGUUGGCAGGAACGAGGUGAUUCGUCUACUUGCUCGUUCAUUUAUCUCAAAGACUCCCUUGUCUGAUGUGUUUCUGCCCAAGCAAAAACAAAAAAGGGCACAAGUAGACACUAUAAUAAUGUCCGAGUCUGGAAAUUUGUCGUCUAUUUCUGAAAAUGGAACGAGUAAUAACACCAAGAAGUUGGAGCUGAAGCUAACAGUAAGAAAGUCUACAAACAAGGUCUUGUGUGCAGAAGCAGGCAAUGAUUUUAUUGAUUUUCUCUUCAACUUCUUGACGAUUCCUAUAGGAUCAAUUGAAGAUGUUCUAAAAGGGAGUUCUGGCUUGAGAUGUAUCGAUAACUUCUAUAAAAGCGUGGAGGCUUUAGAUUUGAAAUGGUUCAAUAAGCGUCCAAAGCAGAAUAGUUACCAGAGUGAGGAUAAAUUCAAGGACAACCUUAAGACAAUAUUACUCAAGCCCAAUGUUGCCACACAUUAUAAUUCUGAGUAUCAGCUGCUACAGAUUUCUGAAGGAGAAUCAGAAUUUUACGAUUUGUAUGAUCCAAGGCAACAUAUAAGGGGUAGUCAUGUUCCCAAAUUUCAUAAGUUUGCAAAGGAACCCUCCGCUUUCUACGUUAUGGACAAUUUGGAAGUAAGACCUUUGUCUUCUACAUCAACUAUUUGCUUACUUCAAGAACUAAAUGUGCCCAUGAAUGAUAUUGAAGAGCAAAUGAUCAGUGUUGGCGAAUCAGAAGCAUUGAACUUGCUGAAGGCCUCUUUGACAUCAUCAUCAUCAGCUUUGACAGAGGGCUUAAAUCACCAGUUGAAGAUGCAGAUAGACAAAAAUGUGAAGUGUAACGCGAAGAAACUUUGUUAG
Solanum tuberosum (potato) is the source of this 1701-nucleotide messenger RNA. RefSeq lists its product as uncharacterized. The transcript has 3 exons. Lineage: Eukaryota; Viridiplantae; Streptophyta; Magnoliopsida; Solanales; Solanaceae. The coding region runs from base 1 to 1701 and encodes 566 amino acids. The record is from RefSeq and is a predicted model, not a curated record.